AUGAAUCGAAAUACCUUGGCUGGUAGUUUUGAUCAAAUUCGUUUAAGGCCUACCGUUGUCCAGGUUCGUACAUCAGACGGUCGUGUGUCGCUGACUGAUCGUAACGGCAUUGUAAUAUCAACAACAACCGAUCCAACUAAUGAAAUAUCACAAUAUGGAUUUAUUGUUAAUAACAACCCAGAUUUACAAAUUGGUGAAGUUACUGUCCACGGUUCUACCUAUUGUUUCGGUAAGACUCAUUAUCAGUUGAUUGGAGUCUUUGUAGGUUCACAAGACGCUGCUGAUGAUUUAAGUGUCCUUCAAUCAAAAGGAAUUACACAUAUCGUCAAUUUGAUUAGCAACAUUCUCCCAAACAAAUUUCCCGAUCAAUUUGAGUACCUGUCUUGUGUUUUAUACGAUAACUUAGAUUGCGAUCUAUCUCCAGUCAUUGAUUCCUGUUGCAAUUUCAUUAGACAAAAAGUCGAACCUGUUCAGGGCCGUGUUUUUAUCUUCUGUAACGCCGGUGUUUCUCGAGCCCCCUCAGUUCUCAUGGGUUGUCUUAUCAAGCUUCACCAAUUAUCUUAUGAUUUAGCUUAUGAACUCCUUAACAACGCACGGAACAUUUCUCCGAAUCUCAACUUUAAGGUCCAACUUCGUAAUCUCGCCCCUCAUGCCCUUACGAAUGGGGUAUAA
This is a messenger RNA of Rodentolepis nana, 672 nucleotides long. Lineage: Eukaryota; Metazoa; Platyhelminthes; Cestoda; Cyclophyllidea; Hymenolepididae. The record is from the annotation of a GenBank genome assembly.